Molecule: messenger RNA, 1158 nt
Organism: Cryptomeria japonica (Japanese cedar)
Lineage: Eukaryota; Viridiplantae; Streptophyta; Pinopsida; Cupressales; Cupressaceae
Exons: 3
Coding region: 1-1158 (385 amino acids)
Source: RefSeq, a predicted model, not a curated record
AUGGCGUUGUCUUUGGCAAGCAGUUUCAAUGUUUUCGUAGUAGAGAUAAUUACGAAUGCGAAAAAGGCAGAGGAAGCGAGAGAUAGGAAAGAGGCAUGCAUUCUUACAGUGCCGAUAGCUGUUGUAGGCGAAAGCACCAAGUUCUACCAUCCCACCAUGGUGUCAUUUGGCCCUUAUCAUAAUUACUCUCCCCAAUAUCAUGGCAAGAAGGUCGAGCAGUCCCUCAUGGAGAAAGAAAAGGAGCGGCGGGAGCAGCUUGAUGGAAUGCAAUCGGACAAGCUCCCGAUAAAGAAAUUUGCUCAGAUGUGCUUUGUAGACGUGGCGUUUCUGCUAGAAUUUCUCAACACUUUUGUUAUGGGUUUUAAUAGACAAGAGGAUGGUAGCGGCGUCAGCGGUAACAUUUUGCCAGUUUACAGUGGAUGGGAUGAUGCCUCUGCUCAGGUAGCUUCCAGUCAUCCUGUUUUCUAUGAGCGCAGUAACAAUCCCGUGCUCUUCACCAUUUUGAUGGAUGUGAUGAAACUGGAGAACCAACUGCCAAUGGCGGCUCUUGAAAAAGCAAUGGAGGAACUAAAGCUGGUAUCACCCAGUUCUGACUCCUCUGCUUCCGAUUGUGACUUCAGAUCCUCUGUGCUAAAGCUUUUGUAUUGUCUUAUAAGUCCUUGUAUUAGGAAAAAGGAAAUUCCUGAGAUAAGCGAUGAAAGGUAUCUUCCAUACGGAGCAGAGAAACUUACAAAACCUGGAGUAGUGUUCAAAGCAAUGGAUUAUGACGGGAUCCAUGAUAUCUCUUUCGACAAGCAGACUGGCACUCUGCUUCUUCCGGAAAUUGAUGUUGGAGUGUGGACAGAAACAAUAUUCAGAAAUUUAUUGGCAUAUGAGGCUUGCUAUAAAAGUGGAAGCAAUGAGCUUUUAGAGAUGAGUAGCGAUGAAGAUCAAAAAGUAGUAACUCGCUUCGUCCUGUUUAUGUCCCACUUGGUGGAAACGGAAAAAGAUGCAGAUGCUUUGAGAGAGGAGAAAAUCAUUCAGAACAAUCUGGCUGACAGCAAAGAGGUGGCCAGGAUGUGGAAUGAUAUGAACAGUUCAAGAUGGAUACCUAAAUGCAACCAAUUUGAUGAGAUCACGAGGGAGCUGAAAGGUAUAGGAAGUCCAACGGUCGCAUGA